AUGUAUUUAUCUCCAUUUAUUCAUUCAAUCAUCAAUCAAUUAGAUUAUCCUAAUAAUAGUCAACAACAGUAUUAUAAUAAUAAUCAUAUUAAUAAUAAUAAAUAUGAUUUAUCACAACUUCAAACGAUUAUCAUUGAACAGAUAUUUGAAUAUAUUCAAGAUGUAGUAGAUGUUAUUAGUUUGUUAUUGACUUGUAAAAAGAUGUUAUUGUUACCUUUUAAGAGCCAACAUCAUCAUCAACAGUAUCAACAUCAGUCAUUGACAGCAAGACAUAUUAAAAGAGUGUUUGAUAAGACAACAGAUUUUUUAAAUCGUUUGUCAACCUAUCAUAGAUACUGCAACCAUUUAAAGAAUAUUCAAUCACAAUACAACUUUGAAACAAUGAGAGACUUUUUCAAUCUGUCUACAGACCAUCGUUUGGUACUUGAUAUGCACGAUCCUCCUUAUGAACAAUACAAACAAUUACAACAACAAAAACGACAACAAAGACUUGGUACUGUUAAAAAUCCUUCUCAACCAACAGAGAUAACACAUUCAGUGUUAUUGGAGAGACUAGAUUCAAAUAGGAAUAUAAGGUCAAUCUAUGAUGUACCAAAGACUUCUAAAUCUCUCUUUUUGUCGUUUCAACAUGACAAGGGAAUUGCAAAGUCUAUACUUCCACCAGACCUACAAGAACUCGGUAUAAGAAGUACCAAUGAUAGUUUUGGAGAGUUACCAGAUACUCUUACAUCUCUGACACUCCUAACCAACCAGACACCCCUCCAACACGAGUUACCUCGGUCACUAUGUACAUUGGUUGCAUUCCCUCAUAUCAUCACUUGCAUUCCAGCGUCGGUAAAGUCAUUUACCAUUGCAAAAGAGGAUUCAAGUGUUUCUACUGCACAGAAAAUACCAAGAACCAUGUUUCCAUAUGACUCUCAACUUGUCGAACUAUUAAUAGAGACAGAGGUUGAUUUAGAUGUUGGCGUUGAUGAAGAAAAUAAUAAUAAUAAUAAUUAUUACUUUUUCCCAAUCAAUAUUACCAAAAUGACUCUACAUAUUAGACAACCACUACUUCAUUGCUUCUUAUCACCAAAUUUAAAGUCACUGACCAUUCAAACAAAAUCAAAGACUGGGUUUGGUCAAGGACUCGCUAGCUUGUGUCACUUGGAAUACUUUGAUUUGGUUUUAUUGCAUCAGAGUUGUCGUCUUGAAGAUUUACAUCUUCCAAGUAGUUUAAGAGUACUCAAAUUAAAGUCAUAUACAAGACAAUUCCUUUGGGAGGGGUUCCUUCCACCUCAUCUUGAAAGCUUGACGUUAAAGCUUCUUAGUACCUAUAUUGUCCCGAUUACAAAAGGAAUAUUCCCUCCAUCUCUCAAGACUCUUGACCUCCAAGUAAAUAUUCAGUCCCAGAUUGAUGUUGGUGCACUUCCAUCAUCAUUGACCUCUCUAGGUUUAAAAUGUGAACAAGAAUUGGUGGUUGGUGUCAUUCCACAUGGUUUAGUUGAAUUGGAACUAAGAGAACAUAAACAUUUAAUCAAUCAACAAAAUGUAUUACCCGAUUCAAUUACUAGAUUAUCUUUACCAGGAUACCAACAAUUUGAUCUAUCAACAUUUGCAUUUCCCCCAAAAUUAAAGAAAUUGGAAUUAAUGAAUUUAAAAGAAAAAAUUAUAUUAAAACAAGACACGGAUGGUAGUGGUCAUAGUCGUUGUUUACCAUUGACACUUGAAAAAUGGUUUAGUAAUAUUGGUAUUGUAGGUGGUAUACCAAUCGAUCAUUUACCCAAUUUACGUGCUAUCAAAUAUCCCAUCAACCCAUUGGAUGAAAAUUUAUUAUCAAUAUUCUCAACUCACAGCAAUACUACUACACCAACAAUACCAAAACAAAUCAAGAAAUUAUAUUUAUAUUUAAAACAAGAUAAUUGUUUUUGUUUCAAGUUGAAAGAUUUAAUUGGUAGUUCAAUCUCUAGGAUUGUAGUUGAAAAUGUAAUGAUUGUCAAGACAUAUAUAUUUGAUGUUAGAAUGUUGGAUACUACACAUGCAAUGAUUAUAGAAGAUCUUUAUGGAGGAAUAGUAGAUCUAACCAAAUACCAAGACCGAAUUGUGAUCUACAAAAAUCUAGAAUAUCCAAUCAUCACAACAACAGAUGAUCAUAGAUUACAUAGACACACAGAAUUUAAUCAACCAUAUCAUCAAUUUAAAACAAUGUAUUGUAAACCACAUAUAACACACAGUAUCUAUCUAUCUAUGACAUUUCAAGUUAUUCAACCAGGUAGAAACCAUACCGAAAAGAUUUUACAGGAAACGGUAGAUUCGAAAACAAGUUGUUCGUCGAUGGAUCAUCUGGGAUGCCAAUUUAUCAUUUGGGUAUUCUCAUUGGCUUUGGUUGGUGGUCUAGCAGCAUCUAUCAUCGUUCAUAACCAAGCAGUGAUCGAAGUAGAAGCGAAUCGCAACAGAUAUAUAACAUCUCCCGACUAUGAUGAUGAUGCUGUUGACAAGGAGUAUUCUCAUAUAGACACAGAAUCUGAGCAGAUUCUCGAAUCAGUCAAAGCAGAUAUGACCAAAAGAAACAAAGAUAGAGACACUUAUUUUAGCAUUAAUGUCACAUUCUCUGUCGCAGAAUUUAAAGACUCUAAACUCUUUUGCUUAAAUGAAGAUAAUAUUCCAUGGUAUGUCAAUUCUUUUUGGUGGGCCAUUGUAAAUAUUUUAUUUAUAUGGUUUCCUUGGGAAGUAGCAUAUAGAUCUCAUCUUGCAACCAUACGAAUCACAGGAACAGUUAAUCCUUUACCAAUUGACGAUUGUUUUGAACCCCAAACGGAAACGGUUUAUCUCCAAGUACCAGGCCAAACUCAUGCUGUUCCUCACACUCAACCAAUAGGACAAAUACCUCAGCACUAUAUUGCACCAAUCUAUCACCAACCAAUGGGUGCAAAUAACUAUUCAACUUAUCAACCACCACCAUAUAUACCAAAUCCUAACAAUAAUUAUUCAAAGUUACCCUCAUUCAUCAUCAUCUUUGUUUUAAAAGGAAAGAAUAUUUCAUCAUCAUGGGAUUUCUUCAUCACAUUGAUCAAUGAAAUGAAUAUUUAA
This is a messenger RNA of Cavenderia fasciculata, 3069 nucleotides long. RefSeq lists its product as uncharacterized. The transcript is spliced from 7 exons. The record is from RefSeq and is a predicted model, not a curated record. The coding region runs from base 1 to 3069 and encodes 1022 amino acids. Lineage: Eukaryota; Evosea; Eumycetozoa; Acytosteliales; Cavenderiaceae.